Molecule: messenger RNA, 3221 nt
Organism: Poecile atricapillus (Black-capped chickadee)
Lineage: Eukaryota; Metazoa; Chordata; Aves; Passeriformes; Paridae
Gene: WFIKKN2
Product: WAP, follistatin/kazal, immunoglobulin, kunitz and netrin domain containing 2
Exons: 2
Coding region: 72-1784 (570 amino acids)
Biological process (GO): negative regulation of transforming growth factor beta receptor signaling pathway
Cellular component (GO): extracellular region
Molecular function (GO): transforming growth factor beta binding; serine-type endopeptidase inhibitor activity; receptor antagonist activity
Source: RefSeq, a predicted model, not a curated record
AAAAAAAAAGAGCAACCCCAAGAGAACAAGAACUGCUUCAAGCUCGGACACUGCCCUGGAGAAGUUCUGAGAUGUUGUUGGUACUGUUCACUCGGUGGAUGUGGAUCUUGCUGGGGAAGAGCACUGUCCUCUUGCUUCUGGAGGUGUCUCUGAAAGGGAGAGCCCUACCUCCAAUCCGCUACUCCCACGCUGGGAUAUGCCCCAAUGACAUGAACCCCAACCUGUGGGUCGACGCGCAGAGCACCUGCAAGAGGGAGUGCGACGCUGACCUGGAGUGCGAGACCUUUGAGAAGUGCUGCCCCAAUGUCUGUGGAACCAAGAGCUGUGUGGCCGCUCGUUACAUGGACAUCAAGGGGAAAAAGGGGCCUGUGGGGAUGCCCAAAGAGGCAACCUGUGACCGCUUCAUGUGCAUCCAGCAAGGCUCAGAGUGCGACAUCUGGGACGGGCAGCCGGUCUGCAAGUGCAAGGACAGGUGUGAGAAGGAACCGAGCUUCACCUGUGCCUCUGAUGGGCUCACCUACUACAACAAGUGCUACAUGGAUGCAGAGGCCUGUAUCAAGGGCAUUACACUGAACGUGGUCACCUGUAGGUACCAUCUCACCUGGCCAAACACCAGCCCUAUCCCCCCAGAAACAACAGCUCGCCCGACCACCGCCUACUCCGAGACAACAGUCAUCGAUAUCUUGCCACCUGUGCUGGUGAACAACCCCGUCCAGCAGUCCGUCUAUGUAGGAGAGACUGUCAGCUUCCUCUGCGAUGUCACAGGGAGACCCAAGCCAGAAAUCACAUGGGAGAAGCAGGUGGAUGGGAAGGACAAAGUCAUCAUGAAGCCAAACCACGUCAGAGGGAACGUGGUGGUCACCAACAUCGCCCAGCUGGUCAUCUACAACACGCAGCUGCAGGAUGCGGGAAUCUACACCUGCACCGCCCAGAACAGCGGCGGCCUCCUCCAGGUGGAUUUCCCUUUGUCAGUCAUCAGAGGAGAGCCCACAUCCAAGGAAGCUUCCCAGAACAAAACACAUUUUCCCACCGAUGAGUGCCUGAAGCAGCCAGACAGUGAAGACUGUGGGGAAGAGCAGACCAGGUGGUACUAUGAUGCCAAGAAAAACAACUGCUUUACUUUCAUCUAUGGGAACUGCAACAGCAACCUCAACCACUUUGAGACCUAUGAGCGUUGCAUGCUAACGUGCAUGAACGGCCCCAUCAACACCUGCAACCUGCCAGCCCUUCAAGGCCACUGCAAGGCCUAUGAGCCCAGGUGGGCCUACAACAGCUUGACAAAGCAGUGCCAGUCCUUCAUCUAUGGCGGGUGUGGAGGCAAUGAGAACAACUUUGAGAGCCGGGAGGCCUGCGAGGAGAUGUGCCCCUUUCCGAAGAACACGCACUGCAAGGCCUGCAAACCCCGCCAGAAGCUGGUGACCAGCUUCUGCAAAAGUGACUUUGUCAUCUUGGGCCGCAUUACGGAGCUGACCGAAGACCAGGACUCGGGACACGCCCUGGUGACGGUGGAGGAGAUUCUCAAGGAUGAAAAAAUGGGAUUAAAAUUCCUGGGGAAGGAACCACUGGAAAUCACGCUUUUGAACAUGGACUGGAGCUGCCCGUGUCCCAACAUGACCACAGUGGAUGGCCAGCUGAUCAUCAUGGGGGAUGUCCACAAUGGCAUGGCUGUCCUACAGCCAGACAGCUUCGUGGGCACCUCCAGCAUCCGGCGCGUGCGCAAGCUCCGCGAAGUCAUCCACAAGAAAACCUGUGAGCUUUUGAAAGAGUUCCUGGGAUUGCAUUAACCUCCCUCAUACGUGUGAGCUGCCCUGAUCCAUGUGUUAGUAGGGCUAACAAGUGCUAGGCUAGAGCCAAACUAAACUCACUGUUUAGGAGGAAGGAAGAUCCACUGUAGGAGUUACGCAGAACCCCUAUUUUAAUCCAUUAAUGAUGCUUAGCAACAACAUAGUUUGGUCUUUGGCAGGCAUGUAAACCAGCAGCAAAAGGCCAUUAAUCUUGCAUUGAAAUCAAUUUGUCCAUAUAGGAGUGCCAUUUAACUAGGUGACUCACUUCAGUAAUUAUACAAUUUUUAUCUAGCUUCCAUCAUAAAUGACAGAAUUCAUAGCAUUUGUUUGGCUAGUUGGUACACAGCUAAGAAAUACGUAAUGUCAAUUUAAUCUCUCAUUUUCAGUCAGUUUGUCAUUGUAAGUCACACACGGCUCCUUAUAGCAGCACUAAUAUUUCAAGAGAAAAGCCUGUAAAUUAUUGUCUAUAUUUACAAUUGUGUGCAUUUAACCAACCUAUGCAUUAUGAGUUUGCUUCUUUUAAUUGCAAUUUUCCUUUUUUUUUUCUUUUAAAAACCUCAUUUUUAAAUGGCAACUGCUACCUAUCUUGCAAUCCUUACUGGAGGAGAAACUCCCUUGGUUCUGUGCCCAGGACAACAGGUGCCUAUAAAAGCUCAAGGCACAGUCUCACCCUGAAAUGACAUUUCUGUCACCAGAAAAAGGUCAGCAAACACCCUCGUUCCCUAUUUAAGUUUCAAUCAAUAUAUUGUCUAUCACAAAAAGUCCAAACCAGGACAGCAGUGUGCUGCCAGAUGUCUUGCUUUUGAAAAGCCUUUACACCUGAGUACACACAGCGAUUUAUUGCUUAUUUUCAGUAUCAAUCCUGCUUUUAUAGAUGAGAGAGCAAAGUAAGAGGAGCCAGAACAAAAUUCAGCCUAGGAAAGUGAGAUACACAAUCUGCAAACUGCAUUAGGCAGACACAAAGCUCCUGAAUCUGAACUGCACAAACACCAGCAGACAAAGUGGACACUUUAAAGGUUUUUAUCAGUGUCACCCUUUUAGAGCCUUUUUAGAGUCUUUCAAACCUCAGAAUACACUUUCCACCUGGCCACUGUAUAUAGGUGUAUGAAUGAAUUCCCUAAGACAGCCAGCACAGGCUGUGGGUGGGAGCAGGUGAAUACACAUAGGAUAAAUAAUUUUAACACUUGUGUGUCCAAAAAAUGUAACAUUUGCCUAUAAAAAAAUCCUUAAAUAAAGAAAAGGCUGAUCCUGGAAACAUCCUGCCGUGCUGAGGAGUGUGAUUGAAAGGAAGAGGGGCGAACGUGGCACAGUGAGCCUUGUCACUGCUCCUUGUUCUGUGGGCUCAGCCAAGUGACUGUGGCAGAGCUCAGAGCUUGCUGCCCUGCACAAAGGGCCUGUUCAGGGCUGGAGCAGUGUCAAGACAUGUCUGGGUGAGAA